Molecule: messenger RNA, 1044 nt
Organism: Vigna radiata var. radiata (mung bean)
Lineage: Eukaryota; Viridiplantae; Streptophyta; Magnoliopsida; Fabales; Fabaceae
Product: VQ motif-containing protein 4
Exons: 1
Coding region: 170-892 (240 amino acids)
Source: RefSeq, a predicted model, not a curated record
GUGUUGAAGAGAGUGGUUAAAUAGCGCGUGGGAAGGGAAAAGGGCCCUACGAAUACAUUUCUCACCAAACCAAACAAAACUUGCAUUACAUUACAUUACAUUACGCACCACACUUCUCUCUCUUUCCUUUCUCUUUCGCGUGUGUGUCUGUUGCUUGAAGCAGUCAACGAUGGAGUCCAAAUCCCCUCGAAGGUACCAAGAGCACCGCGGCGGCGUCAACCUCCUCCCUUCGCCGCGACACAGCCACAGCUCCAACAGCAGCACAAGCAGCAGCAGCAGCAAUGGCCUCCACCACACGCAAUUCACGCCUCUCACGCCAACCGCGCCCUCCCCCACCUCCUACCCGCCCAAGCCCCUCACCAGAUCCGAAUCCGCCAAUCCGUACCCGACAACCUUCGUCCAGGCCGACAGCUCCUCCUUCAAGCAGGUGGUCCAAAUGCUGACAGGAUCCUCGGAAACCGCGAAACAAGCCUCCUCCUCCUCCGCCUCCAAAGCAAACUCCGAAGCAGCCAGGCCCCACUCCCACAUCCCCCCAAUGAAGAAGCAAUCCGGGUUCAAACUCUACGAGCGCAGGAACACGCUGAAGAACCUCAACAUCAACCCUCUCCUACCUGUCUUCUCCAACACCGUCUCAGGAUUCUCUCCUCGCAACACCGAAGUCCUCUCACCCAGCAUCCUCGACUUCCCCGCACUCGUUCUCAGCCCCGUCACGCCUCUCAUACCCGACCCAUUUCACCGAUCCCGCUCCAUCGACACCCAGGCCGAAGACAAGGCCAUCCAAGAGAAAAGCUUCUUCUUGCAUCCCUCCCCUGCAUCCACCCCUAGAGACGCUGACCCUCCUCGCCUUCUGCCUCUGUUCCCCACCGCCUCCCCAGGUUCUUCUUCCUCUUAAAUUUUCAUCAUCAUUUAUUAGUACUAUUACUAUUACUAUUUACUAUUCCCUUCCCUUUCCCUUGUCCUUUACAUUUUCUGUAAGAUUCUUAUAUAUAUUUUUGUGGCAUUCAUGAGGACCAAAGAGAGACAAAAAAAAAAAAAAAAAAAGAA